Cyprinodon tularosa is the source of this 1681-nucleotide messenger RNA. RefSeq lists its product as uncharacterized. NCBI's taxonomy places the organism in Eukaryota, Metazoa, Chordata, Actinopteri, Cyprinodontiformes, Cyprinodontidae. The transcript is spliced from 6 exons. Bases 113 to 1681 code for a protein of 522 amino acids. The record is from RefSeq and is a predicted model, not a curated record.
ACCUUUAAACUUCACACGAACAAGAACUCAAGCAGGAAGAAAACAAACCCGCAGCUCUCAGCUGCUGUAUUUGCGGGACUGAGUUUUCCUGAGAGUUUUUGCACGGGCGAACAUGGGAGGCAGAGAAUGUUGCGUGAACUUCUGCGAAAGCAGCUCCCACGACCCGCAGGGCAGGAUGCUCCUGAACGGGCUCAGCUUCCACUGCUUCCCCGCCUGGAGGACGAAGGAAGGCUCCCUGAUCUCAGAGCUGACGAGGCGGCGGAGGGCUGCGUGGGUGGCGGCAGUGGGCCGGCCAGACAUCACGUUCGACCGCAUCCCGUCCUCCAUGAGAGUCUGCUCCAAACACUUUAUCUCCGGAAAACCGGCGUACGAGAUGUUGGACAAGGAUCCAGACUGGGUGCCAUCUCUGCUGAUGCGUCGCAAGGUUGAGGAUGAAGGAAACUCCAAGAAGAAAAUCAGAAAGCAGGUCCUCAAGAAGAAAUCAACCAAAAGAGCCAACAGUGCCACUGCAGUCAGGAAGCCCCCCCCGCCACCCUGGAGGGCGGUCAGAUCCACCCUGCGGUCUCUUCUGGAGAGCAGAGCCGCUGGCGCCCAGCAGCCCCCAGUCAGUGCUCAGAACCAGGCUGCUGAGAAGAGGGCCGACACCAGCUUCAGGGACUUCUUCAGGAACGCUCUGGAGACGUCUCUGGAGGCCUCCAUCCAGGCCAGAGCUCGGUCUAAGAGACAGCCGUCAUCCGCCGAGUACGAAGUGCAGCUGAACUUCAAGCUUCCGUCUCCUGAAGGAGAACCGGGAACCAAGAAAGGUUCCUCCUGCAGGAGCUGCUCCAAGAAGCUAAGGAGGAUCAAGGAGCUGGAGCAGCAGCUGUUUAAACUCAGCAGCCGACAGAAGCGAAGAGGCAGAGACGAGGCUUCAGCAGCUGGAAGCCGACCAGAUCGGUACAGUUUGGAGGAAGAGAUCUAUGAGUUGGCGGGUCACAUUAAACCGGUGGACAGUGAAGGAGAACCGGACCCUGAAACCGCCCCCUUCAGCUCCGACCCAUCCUCUCCCGACUCGCCUCCCUCCACGUCUCGCCGCCCUUCCGCAGCCCGCCGGCCCCUGCGCUUCAGGAAGCAGUGGCUGGCAGAGUUCCCAUUCCUCCGGUUCUCCCCAUCCCUCAACGUCAUGUGGUGCCACGUGUGCCGCAUCCAUUCGGGCCCGUUCCCUCGCAAUCACCAGUUAAUCAAAGGUUCCAAAAAUUUCACCAGAUACAGCAUCGUCAAACACAGCAACUGCGUCUACCACAAGCAGAACAUGGAGAGGAGCCGGUGGAGCAGCAGCCAGACUGACAGUCCUCUUGUUUGGGUUCUGGGCCCGGGCCACAGAGGGCGACUGAGUCUCUGCAAACAUUCAGAGGCGAACUUUGCAGCCGCAGCCGCAGCGGUCGGACGAGGGGGAGGAAGGAGAGAGAGACUGAGCCCGGACAGAGGCUCAGUGUCCCGCAGCGCGGCGGCUUCAGGUGGGUCAGGCUCCGUGGCCACCGUGGCCACUGAAAAUGGCUGCAGAGAAGAGCCGGCAGCUCGCCAGCAGGCUGCAGCUCCUCUGCUCCUGCAGGAGGAGGAGCAGGAGGCGCAGCGGGGCCGCAGAGUGCGCAGUUAUCCGGAUAUCAGAGUGACGCACAAAGUUAAACAAGUUUUAGUUUGA